CCGUUCAGAGAGAGAGAGAGAGGCGGUGUGGCUGCGGAGGAGCGCUCCGAAGCUUCCCUCAUACGCACUUUAAACAGGAUGUAGCGGCUGAGACAGAAGAGAAAAACAGAAGCGGCUCAGAGACCGAGAUGUGACGAAACUGCGAGCCAGACAGAAAUGACCGCCGCGGCAGAGGAGCGACCGAAGCAGACAGGAGGAGUCCGGAUGAGGCACCUCACCGCCGGCAGGUCUUGACGGCUGCUCCCGCUGACCUGAGACCCCCGCACCGCUACCGCCGCCGCCACCGCCACCGCCGCUGCAGCAGGAGCAGGAGCAGGGCGCCCUGCCACUACCCGAAAACACACAACCUCCACAUUGAAGGCGACCAUGGCGAACCAGGGCGACUGCUGUGUGAAGGUUGCUCUGAGGAUCCGUCCUCAAAUGGCCAAGGAGAAGAUCGAGGGCUGCCACGUGUGCACGCUGGUCACGCCCGGAGAGCCACAGGUCCUCCUGGGGAAGGACAAAGCUUUCACCUACGACUUUGUGUUUGAUGUUGACUCAGAGCAGCACCGUAUCUACCAGGCCUGCGUGUACAAGCUCAUCGAAGGCUGCUUCGAGGGGUACAAUGCCACCGUGUUCGCUUACGGUCAGACGGGCUCGGGUAAGACCUACACCAUGGGUACGGGUUUUGACGUGAGCCUGACCCCGCUGGAGCAGGGCAUCAUUCCCCGGGCCGUUCACCAGCUGUUCGAGGGGAUCCAGAGCCGGAGGGAGCGAGCCCAGGAGGCCGGCACCCAGCCCCCCGAGUUUAAAGUCAGCGCCCAGUUCCUGGAGCUGUACAACGAGGAGAUCCUGGACCUGUUCGACGGAGCCAGGGAUCCAGAGAGCCGCAGCAGGAAGUCAAACAUCAGGAUCCACGAGGACGCCAACGGCAGCAUCUACACCACCGGAGUCACCUCCAGGCUCGUGCACUCAGAGGAAGAGCUGCUGCAGUGUCUGAAGCUGGGCGCUCUGUCCCGCACCACAGCAAGCACGCAGAUGAACGCCCAGAGCUCCCGCUCGCACGCUAUUUUCACCAUCCACCUCUGUCAGAUGAGAGUCUGUCAGCAGCCGCAGAUGCAGAACGGAGGAGGAGAGAACGAGGAGGAGCUGAAUGGAGUGACCUCCAGCCCCAUCGCGCAGCCGGAGUACGAGACGCUGAUGGCCAAGUUCCACUUUGUGGACCUGGCCGGCUCCGAGAGGCUGAAACGCACCGGAGCCACAGGAGAGCGGGCCCGGGAGGGGAUCUCCAUUAACUGUGGACUGCUGGCUCUGGGAAACGUGAUCAGUGCUUUAGGAGAUCAGACCAAAAAGGGAGGACAUGUCCCAUACAGAGACUCCAAACUGACCCGACUGCUGCAGGACUCACUGGGAGGGAACAGUCGCACAGUGAUGAUCGCUUGCGUAAGCCCCUCAGACCGCGACUUCAUGGAGACUCUGAACACGCUGAAGUACGCCAACCGUGCUCGAAACAUCAAGAACAAGGUGGUGGUGAACCAGGACAAGACCAGCCAGCAGAUUAGCGCGCUGCGUGCCGAGAUAGCACGACUGCAGAUGGAGCUGAUGGAGUACAAGGCGGGGAAGCGUGUGGCGUGCGAAGACGGGUCGGAGGGCUACAGUGACCUGUACCAGGAAAACGCCAUGCUGCAGAGGGAGAACGACACGCUGCGCCUCAGGGUGAAGGCCAUGCAGGAGACCAUCGACCACCUCAACACGCGAGUUACGCAUCUUCUGGCCAAUGAAGUCAGCACCCUGCUCACCAAGUCAAGUGAAGGCAAUGAGGAAAUUGGCGCUCUAGUCCAGAAAUAUAUCCGAGAGGUUGAAGAACUCAGAACCAAACUCCUUGAAAGUGAGUCCAUGAACGAGUCUCUGCGACGACAGGUAGCCCGUCUUUCGGCCCGCUCGCCGUUCCCUGCCUCCUCGCUCAGCCCCGCCCCCGGCCAUCCCCCCGGCUCCUCCCCGGCCCCGAUGUCCAUGGAGGCCGAGAUGACGGACGUGUUACGCAGGGCGAAGCUGGACAUCGAGAGGCUAAAGAAGAAGGAGAGGAGGCAAAGGAGGAUGAGCCCUGAGUUGGAGAAAGGUCUGAAGAAACGAGUGAAGCUGCACACGUACGAGAACGGCGAGAACGGGCAGAGUGGUGAAAAUGGUCAGAACGGCGAGAUCGACUCCGAUGACAAUUACACCGAGGACAUCAUGUCUCCGCUACAGGAGGAGAGCGGCUGUGAAGACGAUGAGGGGGAGGAUGAGGAGGAAGGCAGGGAGGAGGACGAGUUUGACAGUGAUGAAAGCCUUGUGGAUUCAGACUCUGAUUCGGAUGAGAAAGCCAACUUCCAGGCGGACCUGGCAGACCUGACCUGCGAGAUUGAGAUCAAGCAGAAGCUGAUAGACGAGCUGGAGAACAGCCAGCGGAGGCUGAUGAUGCUGAAGCUGCAGUACGAAGAGAAGCUCAUCCUGCUGCAAAACAAGAUCCGAGACACGCAGCUGGAGAGAGACCGUGUGCUGCAAAACCUCAUGUCCAUGGAGAACUACACGGAGGAGAAGGCCAACAAGAUCAAGCAAGAAUACGAGAAACGUCUGAAGGAGAUGAACCGCGACCUGCUCAAGCUGCAGGCGGCUCAGAAGGAGCACGCCCGUCUCCUUAAAAACCAGGGGCGGUACGAGCGGGAGCUGAAGAAGCUCCAGUCUGAGGUCAACGAGAUGAAGAAAGCCAAGGUGGCACUGAUGAAGCAGAUGAAGGAGGAGCAGCAGAGGAGGAGGAUGGUGGAGGCCAAGAGGAACCGGGAGAUUGCCCAGCUCAAGAAGGAGCAACGGCGACAAGAGUAUCAGAUCCGAGCGUUGGAGUCCCAGAAGCGGCAGCAGGAGCUGGUGCUGCGCAGGAAGACCCAGGAAGUGACCGCCCUGCGGCGCCUCACCAAGCCAAUGUCGGACCGCGUGGCCGGACGCGUGGCCCGCUGGAACCAGACCCCCCCGGUCACAGACUCCGGGGCCGAGCUGUCAGCCAGCACCACGGCGAGCAGCUCCGAACCCGAGAUAGCCAGGACCGUCAGCGGACUGGUGCGGCAGUGGAACAACAAAAACAGUGCGUUUGGUUACCUGGGAGAGAGCGAGGGGAGCAUGGACGGAACCCGGGUUAUUGGCAGUAGGAAGAAGCUGCAGCGUAAACCCGCCCUCCUGAAUAACCUGGGAGCUGCCAGCAGAACCGGCAGCUUCUCCAAGUCGGCCCGUCAGAAGUGGCAGGCGCUGGAGCGCCGCAUCAUGGACAUCGUCAUGCAGAGAAUGACCAUCUCUAAUGUGGAAGCAGACAUGGACCGCCUCAUCAAGAAGCGAGAGGAGCUGACGGCCCAGCAGGAAGCACUCUCACACAAGAGGGAGGUGCUGAUGGCGGAUGGGGAGGGACCCGAGGCCGAGGACCGCCUCCUCCUGGAAAUCAACGAGGACAUCGAGGUGCUGAAUGCCAAUAUAGACUACAUCAACGACAGCCUCUCCGACUGCCAGGCCAUGAUAGUGCAGAUAGAGGAGACCAAGGAUGAGCUGGACUCAGUGGACACCUCAGUGGUGAUCAGUUCCUGCUCUCUGGCUGAAGCACGCCACCUGCUGGAUCACUUCCUGAAGGCUUCUAUUGACAAAAGUUUACAGGUGGCUCAGAAGGAGGCUCAAAUCAGGCUGCUGGAGGGCCAGCUGAGGCAGACGGAUGUGAUCGGCUCAUCUCACAAUCACAUCAUCCUGGACGCCCUGCGAGAAAAGGCCGAGUAUAUCCCCGAGCUCCAGGCCCUCAUCCACAACGUCCAGCAGGAGAACGGAUAUGCCAGUACCGACGAGGAGCCCUCAGAGUUCAGCCAAGCCUCUGACAGCAGUGUGUCUCAGAUGAAAGAGUCCAACAGCCAAGAUGACUUCAAGAUCAAGGUGGAGCCUCGCCUGUCUGCUCAGAUGAAGGCGGUGUCGGCGGAGUACCUGGGUCCCAUCCUGGACCCUUCGUCGGGUAGCAAGCAGCAGCACAUCACCAAGUCUCUGGCCUCGCUCACCGACAUCCAGGAGGACGGCCUGAGCCUCGUUCCAGGGAGUCUGGCGCUCAGCCUGGCCCUCCGAGAGCCCUACCACAGGGACCGCGCGUCCCGCACCAUCAGCCUGCCUGUCAGGGGACACACCUUUCCCAGGCAGUCUCGAGGUUAUGACACUUCCCCCAUAACAAGGAGGAAAUCAUACGACCGAGCAUACAGACCCACCGACGGCUACACCCCCCCCUCCUCCCCUCCUCUGCGAACCAGGAAUGACCGCAACGUCUUCUCAAGGCUCACCAGCAACCAAACACAAGGCUCUGCUCUGGAUAAGUCGGAUGACAGCGACUCCUCGCUCUCCGAGGUGCUCAGGGGCGUGAUCAAUCCCAUCGGGGGUGUGAAGGGGGGUCGCACGGCGCCCCUGCAGUGUGUGUCUGUGGCUGAAGGCCACUCAAAGCCGGUGCUGUGUGUGGAUGCUACAGACGAGCUGCUGUUCACUGGAUCAAAAGAUCGAACCUGUAAGAUGUGGAACCUGGUGACUGGGCAGGAGAUCGCCACCCUCAAAGGCCACCCCAACAAUGUUGUGUCAGUCAAAUACUGCCCGUCCUCCGGUCUGGUCUUCUCCGUCUCCACCUCCUACAUCAAGGUGUGGGACAUCCGCGACUCUGCCAAGUGCAUCCGCACGCUCACCUCUUCAGGACAGGUGGUCUCGGGCGAUGCGUGCGCUGGCACCACCACCCGCACAAUCACCUUCGCUCAGGGCGAGUGUCAGAUCAACCAGAUCGCCCUCAACCCUUCAGGGUCUGUGCUCUACGCUGCUGCUGGAAACAUUGUUCGCAUGUGGGACCUCAACAGGAUGCAGGCGAUGGGGAAGCUGACGGGCCACAUCGGCUCAGUCAUGUGUCUGACGGUGGGACAGUCUCUGCUCGGCAAAGACCAGGUGAUCACUGGCUCCAAAGACCAUUACGUCAAGGUGUUUGACGUAGCAGAGGGAACUCUGGGUAACGUAGGUCCCGCUCAUAAUUUUGAGCCUCCGCACUACGACGGCAUCGAGUGCCUGGCCGUCCACGGAGACGUGCUGUUCAGCGGCUCCAGGGACAACGGCAUCAAGAAGUGGGAACUGGGGCAGCAGGAGCUCAUACAGCAAAUCCCAAAUGCACACAAGGACUGGGUGUGCGCUCUGGCGUACGUACCGGGACGACCCAUGCUGCUGAGCGCCUGUCGCGGCGGCAUGCUGAAGGUGUGGAACGUCGACAACUUCUCUCCCAUCGGAGAGAUCCGGGGCCACGACAGCCCCAUUAAUGCCAUAUGUACCAACUCCAGACAGAUCUUCACUGCGUCGAGUGACUGCAGGGUGAAGUUGUGGAACUAUGUGCCAGGUUUGACCCCGUGUCUUCCUCGACGGGUCCUGGCCAUCAAGGGCCGAGCCACCAGCCUCCCAUGACCGCCUCCUCUCUGCUCACCAACCUUCCCCUCCUCUGCGACAUGAAAGUGAAGAUCUGGCUGUCAAAGGUGUAUAGGAAGAGGUGAGAACCGAGGAGAACUGUGGUUUCGUUUGUCAGCCGUCUCUGCUGCCACUUCAGCCGCCGAGCUGCGACCUGCUCACUUCUGUCACUGAGAUGUGACACCAAAAUCCAGUUUCCAAGGCAAUCAAGGUGUUUUUUUUUUUUCCCCACUCCCAGUCACAGUGCAACAUGAUAAAGAUGCGGCGAACUAUGUUGAGGAAGAAGAGGAAAAAGAAAAAAAACAAUUUGCCUUUCAGAUUUUUUUUUUUUUUUUUUUUUUUUUUUACUGCCAAUUUGAAAGUGCCAUUCAGCUGUGGUGCUACUCGGAAAAGAUAAACUGCGUUUGCCUGGUCGUGAAUCAGUCAGGUGAAAAAAAACCAUUUCUCUCUUGACAUGAAGACUGCUGCAUCCUGGCAUCAAAUGAAAAAGUGUCCUUCUGUUUUCUCGCCAACGUUUCAGACAGUGAGAGGCGAACCUGCUCACAGACGUGUAAUCAUGUAUCUAUACGUGGAAAUCAAGACGUGAUUUGAAUUGAAAUCCCGGCUGAACGUGAACUGGCUGACAGCUUCGGUAGACUUGUGGCUGAGCACAGUAGACAAUCACCCCAUGUGUUCAUUCCGGACCGCUGCUGAUCCUUGGAUGGACGUCAACGCUAAACCGCACAAAACGCCACCACGCGGCGUUUUGCUCGUCACUCGGGAUCUGCUCCUGUUCCGUUCAUCUCUCUCAAUCCAUCACUGAAACUUUAGUGCGUUCCAGAAGUCACGUUGUUAUUUUCUUUAAUGACUGUUGUUAAUUUAUUACCUCCCCUACCUCAGUUGUUUUGGAAUUCAGCACGAGGUGGGCGGGAACAUUUUUACGGGUCUCUGUGUACAAACACCUGGUGCUCGACGUUUCCAAGUCUUUAUUUAACGCCCGGCUCCUCAUCUCUGCGUGGAUGUGUCCUCCGUGGCCCGCCAGCUAUCAGACCGUCUGGCUGCUGACCUCGCAAACAGGAAAGCACACAUUCAGUAGCACAACUUGGGUAGCCGCGGCUCCCGACGGACCUGACUGGAUGGUAUUAUCAGCUCUGUAAAGUGCCAACUGCGGCGAAACUAAGAAACACCCCUGCAGAUGCACACGACACACAAACAGUACACACUCCUCGCACAUUUGUGCACGGAGGCCAAAGUGCCACAUCAUUAUCUCGACCUAACUUCGCAGCGUGUGGCUCAUACCCGCCACUUAUCUGUCAUGCAAAUGGUAAUAGGAGCUCUACUGGUUUUUUUUCCCUCCGCCUGUUUUCAGCCUCGCUCUGAUCUUUAAGGUUUGCGAUGGUGUCAGACUGACCACGGAGGAGACCGCCGCCGCUCUCCCGGCUGCCGAGUUUCACCAAGAAGCCAAUUUAAUUAGAGGUCUCACAUCUUUACUCGCUGCUUUUCAGGCAAAAUUACUUGGGUGAAAGUAGGUCAUAACUGAGAGGGAUUUCUUAUUAAAAUCUCAAUUUUUCUUCCACCCACUUUUUCGCUGCUACUUUUGCAGGCAGGAAGAAACUUCCUGGAUUGGUGCACUGAUGUUCAAAUCUGUUUCUGCGGCAGAUUACAUGUGUGGGCAACACACACACACACACACACACACACACAUAUUGCACAUACUGUGGACACGAGCGAGAUUUCAGCGGCUGUUUCGGUUAUCCAUCUUGCCUGAUAGUUCUUGGCAUCCCUCGCUGUGAUAAUUUAGUGUCUCUUUAAUGAAAUAAAUCCAGCGCCGCAGCAUUCCACUGACGUAUGCACAUAUAUUUACACACGCCUACAGGCAUCAGUUAAGUCUUAAAAGUCAAUUCAAUUAUCUUCUUUUUUUUUUUUUUCGUCGCUGUUGCCUGACACCUUUAAAUACUGAGAAUAGCUUUCAUUCGCAUCGCUUUAUGAACUUUUUUCUGUACCACUCCAAACGCGUUUCUUAUCACUCUGAUGUCUUACAGCUCAAUUAAAACCCGAAUUCAUAUCUGUUUGAAUUAAUGUUGGGUAUUUCAGCUUUGCAAUAUGGCUCAUUCUGUUGGAGGAUUUAAUAAUUUACUGCACUUUUAACUUAUAAGAGACCCAGAGUAUGUAGUUGAAUUUUGAGCGGUGGAUCAUAAAGCAGCAUUCAUGCAGGUUUAGAAUGACGAGUAUACCUUCGGCAUGCUUUCUAUAACCUCUGCUCUCAUGAAUGAGUCUUUUCUGCUGCUGUUUCGUGAAUCCAGGGCAACUUUUUAAGCUGCUCACACUCUCCAAAAGCAAUUACAGAGGUUCUGAUGUUCUGUUGGGACGGGGAUGUUCUUGGGUGUAAUUUUGCUACGAUAAGAUACUCAGGUAAAAGGUUGAAGAAUAAUUCAGUCAUAAUUAAAGUCGUAACUUGACCCUGUGAUAUUAGGUAGCUUUUUGAAUUGACCAAAUGCCUUGUGAUUUUUUUUUUUUCUUCUCUUCCUAACUUGGAGAAAAAUGGUACUAUCAUUUCCAUGUUUUGCUUUAGCAUUCAACUCCCUUUACUUCUUAUCUAUGUACUGUGCUUCUGUGUACAGAAAGUACACCUUUUUAGAUAGCAUCUUUUCAAUCUGGCCAAAGCUGAAAGUCUUGCAAUUUCAAGAAGAUGUGCACUGAAUUUAAACCCUUGCUUGUUCAAAAAUGUGUAUAAAAUGUGGUGUUUGUAUAGUGGUUUGCCUAUCAACCUGGAGUGGGUCGGUACAAAUUGUGGUCUGUAGGGAAAUUAACCUCCAUAACAUGAUGGUUUCUAUACUUUAACGUGGCGCCCGUUGGGCCCCUUCACUGUACGCUGUGUAUUUAUCUGUGCCAAUUAGCGAAGCUGACCCUGCGCACCAGCCCAGCAAUGUGUUUCAUGUGGUAAUAAUGCUAAGACGGGCUUUAUCUUGGCUUCUUCUCACUUCCAGACUCCUACAUAUUGUUAGAGAGGAUCUUAUAGUACUGUAGCUUUAGGCACUGCUCUCUGUCGUGCCCCCGCUUGUACAUUUGCGAACAGUUUGCAUGAUGUUAGUGGUGCUGAUCGGUUGCUUGGACAUCUUGAAAUAAUGCAGUUCAGUGCGCCAGUAUUCAUUGGUUGCACGGCCAGUGGAAACGUUUACUACUUGAGAUUUGCUGUUAAAAUCUCAAAAGAAUUGAUGCACAGAAUCUGAAGCAGUGAAGAAAUUAUGCAAAAAAAAAAAAAAAACCUAAACUAAAAUGUUGAAUGUACUUGACAAACUCUGCCUACCUGGAAGUGUUUUUCUAGCACGCAGAAGCCGUAAAU
Molecule: messenger RNA, 8779 nt
Organism: Salarias fasciatus (jewelled blenny)
Lineage: Eukaryota; Metazoa; Chordata; Actinopteri; Blenniiformes; Blenniidae
Gene: kif21b
Product: kinesin family member 21B
Exons: 35
Coding region: 367-5457 (1696 amino acids)
Biological process (GO): spindle elongation; mitotic spindle organization; microtubule-based movement
Cellular component (GO): microtubule associated complex
Molecular function (GO): ATP binding; microtubule binding; microtubule motor activity
Source: RefSeq, a predicted model, not a curated record